GCUUUCCUCUCAGUGUGUUCGCUGACAGCGGCCGCCUCGGAUGCGGGGUCCUGGGGGUCCUGCCCUGAGCCUAACCGGGGCACACGGGGGCACCGACAGAGGGGAGCGCACGCAGCAGGCGGCUGUGUACUGGGACUUUCCGUGGACCCUACGAGAGGGAGCCAUCAGAACAUGUAAUAAAACUGCUGUCGCACUUCCACUGCUGGACUCAUGUAGAGACCCAUGAUUGGUAGAGGGCUGAAACGAAAGCUGAUUGAUUAUGAAGAUAUUAUGACAGACUUCUCUAAUGCUGGUGAUUGCAACAGAAAUAUGCCGUACACUCAUCAAAGACAGCUGGUGCUGAAUUUGUGCCUCAACAAAUUACAAAACUCAAAACUACUUGCAGAGCCAAAUCUCCGCAGAUCCGUUCUUAUAGCCAAUACACUGAGACAAAUUCAGGAAGAAACGAGACAUGAAGCCAACCAACUGACUGGGGUUAUAUAUAAUGAUACAGCUGCCAGUGACCUCAUAUAUCCAGGAAAUGAUUCUCCAGAAAGUUCCAUGCAUUUGUCUUGUGGAAUAAACGCAAAUUUCACUAGAGACUCCACGAUUUCUGAAAUCUCUGCAGACAGUUUUAUGGAAGUCACAGACGAUGAUAUGUCCUUUGCCAUUUCAUCUAUUCUAAAAGACUUGGACUUUGUUGAGGAUAUAAAUCCAUCCCCGACAUCAAGUCAAAUCAUGGAUGAGCAACCGAAACCUGCUGCAUACGGAGCAAAACUAAAUGACAAAUUUGAUGCAAAGGCAGCAGAAUGUGUGUUUGGUUCCUUUGAAAUGACAAGUUCUACAAGUUACUUAAAUGAUCUAUCUAUAGAUGACAUUUUUGAUGACAUUGACACGUCCAUGUAUGAUUCAGAUUUCAGUUUCUCUUCAUUAAUUUCUGCAAAAACCCAGCCGGCCCCCGAGGAAACUUUAAAACUGCUAUCACUGUGUGAUGUAUCAAACAGCAAUUUCCAGAUUUGCAGAACAGAUUUAAAUGAUUUGGACCAUAUUAUGGAAAUUUUAGUGGGAUCUUGAUAGAAUGUUUAAACCACACUUGACUUCUUUUAUCAGCUAUCCAUUAAUGAAUUAGAAAAUAAUUAUGAGUAAUAUGCUAAUUGGGGAAUAAAACACCUUAGUCGAUAAUGGAUAAAAUCAUAUUUCGCAACACGUCGAAUUGCACAAGAAAUCUUUUUUCUUCGAUUUAAUAGAUUUGAAAUAUUUAUGUUGUAGAUUGCAUAUGGAAUUGUAUUACAGAUUUUAUAAUAUGCAUUUGCUUCUUUUGACUGGAAAAUGAAUACAAAGGUAUUUCUUAGUUUGGAAAAGAUGUAUUUUUAUAACAAUCACAAGCUGUGUGAUAUUCCUUAUAGCACAAUAACUAUAACUUAUCAGAGCCAAUAGAUCAGGUCACGUUUGUAUAUAUUGAGCACUACCUCUUCAAGAUGAAGCUUAUACUUCUUGUGAUCAAGUUGUCUAUGAGUACAGCUAAACACAACCGAACCUGCUUAACCCUGAUGGGUUUCUGUAGAGACAUCCUGGAACCUUGAGGUCUGGAGUCAACGCCUCUUUUUUCUGUACUUUUAUGCUGUAUGUGUUCAUUUAUCUUGUUUUUUAUAUAUAUGAAUGAAUGUGAGUUAUUACUGGUGUUUUCCUUUCAUUUUUAUUCUAGUAUUUGCAGGUAAAUUUUGUCAAUAUAUAAUUGUAUCUGUUUUCUAGUUUUUAUUUCUCUUAAAAUGUAAAGCUGGGACUUUAUUUUGAAACAGUCUGUAAUUUUUAUUACUUAUUUAUUUUUUUUAAAUCUUCAACUUUGUCUACCUCAGCAUUGUCUGAGUAGUUUACUGGAGCGUUAUUUCUAAAAUUAGAUUGUGUUGGUAGCUUUCAGUGGCGUAUUUAUGUUCCUGAAAUAGCAUUUAUAUGUGUGGCUACAUGGGGACACAUCAUUUUGCGAUACAGUUUGAAUAAAUGAAUUUGAACGAAGUAUAUAUACAAUAUAAUGAGAGAAUUAGGUUAAACACAUGACAAAUAGAAGAAACAGGUGUAUCAUAGUUUUCACAAUAAUUUCAGUUAGAAAUAAAAUAAAAAAUACAGAGCUGCACUGUUUAUUUAGAAGAAGAGUAAUGAAUAAAAUCUACAAAAAGUAUAAACAAAGUCUUAAAAUAUUGCAGUUUAAGUGACUAUUAUUAUAUUCUUCUGCAAGAAGAGACUCUGGGCCACCCCAUUCCAUAAAAAUUUCCAGGUUAAAACAUAAAGCAGCUCUGUGAUGCUUUGGCUUCUUUUUCUAAGCCCUUCUAACAAUAAGAGAGUCACUCUUUGUUUUAUUCCACAUAAUGGAACAAAACUCUGUUACUUGCUGGAGAUGAUGGGUUGCCCUUAAUAUCCCUCACUGUUUGGCCACUAAAAUACAUGGUAAUGAUUUUCUUUCAUAGUCUUAUAUAUCCUCAACUGGUAGAAUUAGUAUUAGGGGUGGCUUCCUCUGCUGCUGCCUUCUGUUAGUUAAUGUUAUGAGAUGAUUACUUCUAGUAGAUGAGUAGAAGAUCAUGACCCCUCUCAGUAUGAUUUACUGGUGCUAUAAGGGUCUGGCCAGUCCUCUGACAGGGCUAUUCCACCUCACAUACCUUAGCUUGUUCAUUGAUAUUAAGGAUAUUUAUAUUGGAGGGUAAUUUGUUUGAGAUUAACAUAUCCCUGUUAAAACAUUUUAUUUCUUGUAAAUUUGUAUUUAUUUCUGGUGAGUGUUCAGACAAUCCGGUACAUAAAGUAGAUGUAUUACUCUUGUUUAAAGCAUUGAACGAUUGUUAUAAAUGUAGUAAUUCCUCAGUUUCAUAUGAAACCUUUGCAGUAAUUUUAAUCAAACCCAAGGAAUUCAUCUUUCUCAUUGUCAGAGGUUCUCCCUCAACUGGUGCUAGAAAAUAGGUACUCAUAGAUCAAGGAAGAAGUCUUCUGAGAAACUUUCUUGUUCUCCUCUUUCUCAGUGAUGUUCCUAGUUUCACAGGUCAUUGUCAGUUACAAUUCUCUCCAGUGUCUGUGUAUAUGGCAACUUAGAUUACGACAGAGAUAAAAGCAGACUUUACUCCACAACAUGAGUCAAUGUACCUACAAGUGUGGAAUAUAUAACCUGACUUGGCAUGCUGACUUAGGGUAAGUGUAAAUAUUGUCAUCUUGCACAUGUGCCUGAGCUAUAUUUUUCUAGCUGCAUUUGACAGUGGAACCACUUGUAUUGCUUUUCCCAGAUUUGUCACUUCCUACUGCUUACAAGAAAGAGCUGCUUGAAAGAAACUGGAAUUUACACUGUGGCCUUCAGAGCAGUCACUGACCACGGACACAUAAAAUCUUAAAAAAAAAAAUGGCUAAGGAAAUAACAAUGUGCCCAUGAUUUAAUCUCUCAUGGUAACACCUUGGAAAAUAAUAAAAUUGCAUAUUGCUAAUUUA
Molecule: messenger RNA, 3441 nt
Organism: Bombina bombina (fire-bellied toad)
Lineage: Eukaryota; Metazoa; Chordata; Amphibia; Anura; Bombinatoridae
Product: SERTA domain-containing protein 2
Exons: 3
Coding region: 223-1053 (276 amino acids)
Cellular component (GO): nucleus
Molecular function (GO): transcription regulator activity
Source: RefSeq, a predicted model, not a curated record